AUGAAUGGAUCAGGAUUCGAUUGGUUGAAUAUACCUUCAUCAAAUAAUAGUGGAGCUGGUAGUCCGGCACCACCACCAGUUUCAUUUGGGUAUUCUAAUUCAAAUUCAGAAUUGAGUACUCAUAGCUCUAACAACGGUGGAUCAGGGAAUAAUUAUUAUUUUGCUAAUUCACUGGCUGAUCACUUACCAAAAUCAAAAUCAUAUACUGAAACAAAUAAUCAUUCGAGCAACAAUCAGGUGAGUGGACAUUCAAAUGUGCAAAUUGAAGAUGAUUCAAGUAUACCUCUUUCAUUGACGGCACAGGAAUUGACAUUGGAAGAAACGAAGACUUAUAUGAGAUGGUAUAGUGAUAUUUUAGCAAAGACCAAUAGUCGAACCGUUUGUAUGAAUGAUGUUUAUCAGUUUCUAAAUAAUUUUAAAUUACCUUCCGAAUCUAAGGAAAAACUCAAUAGAAUAUUUCAUAAAAUUUUAAAUUCAAUUAAUAUUGGAGAAUUUUUUGCUUUAUUAAGAUUAGUUAGUCAUGUUCUACAAGGAUUAGAUCCUUCAAGAAGACUUAUUAAAGUACAAGCUCCAGUUCCAACCCCUCCAUCAAUUCUUUCAAAAAAGAGACAAAACGAUGAUAAUGAUUACGAUGAUGAUGACGAUAAUGUACAAUUUAAUACAGAAAACAAUCAAGCUAAUGAGAAAAAACCACUUGACCUAGACAGUUUUACACAAUUCAUGUUAACUGGACAAAGACCAGGUGAAGUUAAGAAAAAGAAAUCUAAAAAACUAAAAUCAGUAAAAUUCUCAGAUCAAAUAGUUACCGAUAUAAGGACUUCUGCAAAUUCUCCAAUCCCAUCACCAGAUCCUUCAUCUCAGUCUAUUGAUUAUUCUCUACCAAUGGAUCAAUUGCUUCAAACUCUCUCAAAUUCUGAAAAUGGUGGUCAAAAUAAUAGACAAUCAAAUAUAAAUAGAGUUUCAUCUCCUGAUGAAGAAGAAAAACAAAUUCUUAGAGAUAUGGAAUCCCAGAUUAAUCAUUUCCAAAAUGUUCAUUCUGUUGAUACGGCUUCGAUAGACGGUGUACCAGCCAACAUCAAUUUAGAUAACACUCCAAAUCAAUACUUAAAACCUAACAUGACCGGUCCAAAUCAAAUGUCUCAACAUUAUAAUUCGCUAAACGAUUCCAGGCAAGGAGAACCACUUUUGAAGCCAAAUAUGACUGGUCCAGCACAAAUGUCUCAAUAUAUUUCAGGUAAUGUAAAUGAAUAUUCUAGUAAUCCUGAUCAAAAUGAUUCUUCUCCUCUAAAACCAAAUUUCACGGGUCCAAUCGAUAUGGCUAAGAUGUUUGCACCGUCAACCCCUGAUGAUAAAGGUAAGGAUCAAAACCAACCGAAAAUCAGUCUUCUGGCUUUUACAGAUCAAAUGACCGGCAAUACAAUGAGUAAUACCCUUCAAAAUUCAAAAGUCACGGAUGAAGGCUCUCCUUCAAGAUCACCUUCCUAUAAUAAUAAUAAUAGACCAUUACCCCCACCUCCAGUCCCCAAUAUGAGAAGAACUAGAUCAAUAUCUACCCCCACACCUAGAGUAUCAUCACCACUAUCGAGUAAUAAGCUUUCAAUUCCCAACACAAGUGGACCACCUGUACCUCCAAGAUCACCUUUACAAAGCUCCUCCCCAUUGCAAGAAGCCGCCGAAAAGCCCACGCCUCCUCCUCCUCCUCCAUCAAGACGUAGAGGCGCCGGUAGAUCAGUUUCCCCUGCACCACCGUUACCUCCGAAAGUAACGGUGAAUAGCCCAGAUCAACAAAUGCCGGUCUCAAAUCUGAAUAAUCCUUAUUCCAAUAAUGAGCAAUCCAGAAAUGAUAGCACUGCCAAUAUAUUGGAUGAUUUGAAAGCAUUGCAAGAGGAAGUCGACAAAAUUAGAGAUUUGACAGGUGGUUUCUAA
Molecule: messenger RNA, 1926 nt
Organism: Hyphopichia burtonii NRRL Y-1933
Lineage: Eukaryota; Fungi; Ascomycota; Pichiomycetes; Serinales; Debaryomycetaceae
Exons: 1
Coding region: 1-1926 (641 amino acids)
Source: RefSeq, a predicted model, not a curated record